Molecule: messenger RNA, 447 nt
Organism: Rhipicephalus microplus (southern cattle tick)
Lineage: Eukaryota; Metazoa; Arthropoda; Arachnida; Ixodida; Ixodidae
Source: RefSeq, a predicted model, not a curated record
AUGGCCAAGAAGAAGGAGUUGCAGCACUUGAUGCGCGAAGUGAAGGAGAUUUUUGCUGGCGUGAAACUGGGCGACAGCCAAGUGGAAACCAUUUGGAAGAUCAAGACCGCUUCCAAUGACGAUGCUAUGAGCCGCUCACAGAUGAACGAGUGGUACAACUGGUUUAAAGAUGGCCACACAUUGGUGGAGAGCGAGCCCCGCUCCGGUUGGCCAUCAACACGGCGAAAUGACCAGGUCAUUGCUAAAGUGAACGCUGUGGUGAUACGUGAUCGUUGUGUGACUAUCCGGAAAAUUGCGGAAGAGGUGGGCAUCAACACUUUCUCUGCACAUUUCCUUAUGAUUGACGAUUUUCCCAUGAAGAGAGUUGCUAAAAAAUUUGUGCCGAAACUGCUCAUGGUGGAGCAAAAGCAACUUGUGUUGAAGUCUCACAGGACAUUCUGGAUUUGA